Messenger RNA from Fusarium tjaetaba, 1884 nucleotides. Its product is annotated as het-6-heterokaryon incompatibility. The record is from RefSeq and is a predicted model, not a curated record. The transcript has a single exon. The coding region runs from base 1 to 1884 and encodes 627 amino acids. Lineage: Eukaryota; Fungi; Ascomycota; Sordariomycetes; Hypocreales; Nectriaceae.
AUGGACCUACACACUUUUACUCUCUUUCCGUAUCAGCCUCUCAAGCUCGACGAGCUAAGACUGCUUCUUGUGGAACCUGGAAACACUGACUUGAUGCGGGUGGAGCUCAAGACUAUUAAAUCCCGCACGUCGCAAAGAUUCUGGGCCUUGUCUUACGUCUGGGGCGCAAGAGAAAACCCCGCCACUAUCCUUCUCAACGACCAGCCAUUCAGCAUCACCAGGAACCUCUACAAUGCUCUGUAUCAGUAUCGCCGUCAUGUGUUCAAUGAUUACGACAGUGAUAAGGCAAUGCUCUGGGUAGAUGCCAUUUCCAUCAAUCAGAAUGAUCAAGUUGAAAAGUCGAUCCAAGUUCCCCGCAUGUCAGAGAUUUACGGCCAGUGUGAGCGUGUGUUAGCGUGGUUGGGCCCGGUUGACAGCGAUGAGGAGACUCAUGUUUGCAGACUGUCCGAGAAGCUGAAGCACUUUCAGGUGCCUACAGAUUUAAUCAGUCAAGACCUGUCUGAAGAUGAGCGCAUCAAAACGUUCAUGAGCUCUGGCCGCUCCGACGAAACAGCAGCAAUUGAGGUCGAAUCCGUUCGGAAGGCUUUAAGGUCUCUCGGUCAUCGCCCAUGGUUCCGACGGAUCUGGAUUCUUCAAGAAGCUGUCCUAGCAAAGAAGCAGCCGAUCUUGCUUUAUGGAGCUUAUGAGUUGGGAUACGAGAUCUUCUUCAAGACUUGGGUCCUGAUACUGAAUCCAUCUGAGGAUGGGCAGCUGCUCUACUCGUUCAUGGCUGAGAACCCAGUCAGGUUCAAAGCUAUCGAGCUGGUGUACAAGAACAUUCUGCAGGCCAGAAGCGAAAAGACUCCAGAAGAAGCAAAAGCUGCUGUGAGUCAGGAAAAGCAGUGCGCUCUUGACAUGGUGAAGCUGUUGAAUGAAACCACAGAGCUAGAAGCUACGGUGGCUCACGAUCGUUUAUAUGCUCUCAUCGGGCUCUUGGCUUGCGAUCCUCUACCUAAGGCACUCCAACCAGACUAUACCCAAUCUUUCGAGGACCUCUGCUACAAGUUUACAAUGUUCAUUCUUGAGCAGACCCAAGAUAUCCGUGUUUUGAACCUGGGAACCGUCGGAAACCUUUCGUCUGUGCCAUCGUGGACACCGGACCUCCGAAACAGCUGGACAGCAAGGUCCAAUUUGACCCCGAGUCCUGGGAAGUGUUUCAACGUUUCUGAGGAUGGCAAGGCUCUUACAAUGCCGGCAAUUGUGCUUAGCCAGUGUGUGUCUGUCAGCAAGCCCGUCACGCCUGAUCCCGAUAAUGGCCUCAUAUCACCAGCAGAGUUCCUGCAAUUUGAUGAGGCUGUCGUUAAAGUGGCGGCAGCUAUCAGAAGAGUUACUCGCAUGGAAGUCAUGACUGAGUGGUUCAAAUUUCAUCUUUCAGACAUAUACACCGAAGAGCGACUAACACAAAACCCGAUCAUCGUGCAGAGAGUAAUGAUGGCUUAUGUAUGCAUGGUACACAAUCAACCGCUCUCAUCACUCGGCACACGAGUCGGAACGAAGGAGCAGUUGGAAGGUGCUUAUGGGAUGAUAAUAGACCCAAUUUUCCAGAAGAGCAUGGUCGGAUGUAGUAACUUUGUGCUACAAGAUGGAACAGCGGGGCAACUCCUUCAUGGUGAUGCGGUGGCAGAAGUUGGGGAUGCAAUCUGCGUAUUACCAGGGCUCCCAACUCUUUUUCUCGUACGAAGAAACGAUGAUGGAAAAUGUAGAAUUGUCGGUCAAGUUUCAAAGUGGGAGAGUAUUGGGGCAAGUUUGCCUGCGGAUCAGCUUGAGAGUUACCGUCACUCAUUUAAAGGAGCUCAUUCGGGAGACGAAACUGAGCAUGGGGUAAGAAUGCUAAGUCUCGUAUAA